Bacidia gigantensis is the source of this 1962-nucleotide messenger RNA. RefSeq lists its product as uncharacterized. The coding region runs from base 1 to 1962 and encodes 653 amino acids. The record is from RefSeq and is a predicted model, not a curated record. Lineage: Eukaryota; Fungi; Ascomycota; Lecanoromycetes; Lecanorales; Ramalinaceae. The transcript has 2 exons.
AUGCCAAUGUCAUUGCGAGUCAAUCCGCAAAAGAAAGAGCUGUUUGAACAAGACAAACAACGACCUAUUAAGAGGAUCAAGACCGAACAUAUAGUACCUGUGACGCCCGCUCAGACACCGCCUUACCAUCCAGACUCAUUCCCAAUAAUACAAUCUAGUCCAACCCCUGCGAGCCAUGACGGGUCAAUCAACUCGACCCACGUCGGAAAUGCCAAGCAGGCUGGUUUGUACAAUGUCGUGUCUGAGGGCAUGCCAGUACCAGGGAAACCGCUGUCAAAGACGCCGGCCAUAUAUCAGGACAUGGGGUUAGAUAAAUUGCCUACAGACCCAAAGCCACAAGUCGACUGGCUCGUUGCUACAAUUCGCAGCAUGUCGCAAGAUCCACACAGAAACGGCAUUGGGCUUUCUGCCCAACAUCUGAAGGGUAAAAUCUCACUUCCGCUAGGUGAUGCCCAAGCAACUCCCGUGACUCGGGUCUUGACAAAUCGAUAUUGGAAAUCUGGACGUAGAAAAGGUUUCAAGCGUGGCCCAAGGUCAGGUUCAGGAGACGGCUUUACAAUUACCCUCACUCCACUCGAAAACACAAUUGAUGAUGUGCUAUUUCGAGAAGCCUCCGACUCUGAGAGAUUUUAUGGCAAACUAAUCCUAGACUGCCUACGGCGAAGACGAGGAACGUAUGACUUCGACGAUGCCCGAGCACUGGCCGAACGCUUACAAAGCAGCCAUAGUCGUCUAGCGUUUUUAGCCGCGCUUGAAACGCUAGCAAAAAGUGUUGUUGUACAAAACGCAUUGCAACCAUCACCUGGGGAAUCUGUAGAGGCUCCUAGCAUAUCUGAAGUACCUAGUCUAGUAAGCGAUUCGGACAUAGCAGAUCUCUCGACUUCUACCGAAUCUGAAAAAUCAUUAAACAGCCACCAAGUGGAUGCCAGUUCGCUACAAAACCAAGCCUCAAGAGACCAACAUCAGGCACAACUGAUCUCAGGCGGGGAAUGGGCAAUUCAGCCGUUGUCUAAGGUUCAUUCUGCUAAUUCAAAGGUCAAUGCAGUAACAAUUCCAGCUUUGAAUGACGCCACCACCAACAACAUGCCGUACAGAAGCCUUCCAAAGAUCAACAAGGCUCAAUUGCGACUUACAAGCAACUUGACUGCGAAUGUAAUUAGGAAUGCAUGUGCGACUCUCGUGGAAAUGGCGGAGGGACAAUUCAGCGUCACCACAAGCUCAGCUCAUGAGUCCGGUGCAAAGCAGAUUAGCGCAGAGUCCAUCCUACCGCAACAAAGACAAGCUGAGGAUCAUGUCUCGGCAAUGGAUCUUACCGAUAUUCAGGGCAGUGACAACGGCCGUGAGGCCAGUGGGCCACAAACAACGGCUGGGCCGACCCGUCAAGCCCGGUCAGGAAACGACCAAUCUUCGACACUUGCCAAUGGUGAAGACUCACAGGCUCGGAAAAGCGGUCAUGACCUGGGGCAAGAACCUAACGUCAGGCCUUUGAGAGACCGGAGGCAGCAGAUCAAAGAGAAUCCGAACAUCGACAAAGAAAUCUAUGCCCUUAUUGAAGGCAUCAUCCUUGAGCUCGUAUCAUACACAGACCACGACCACGGCAUUGCUUCUUUACCUCUUCAUAUUGCUCAAUUUCAAUACGUUCAUCGCGAAAAGUUCAUUAUAAGCCUACGUUACCUCUUAGACAAAGCACCACCCACAGUGAGUUGCCUCAUAGAUGACGAGCAAACAGAGGUCAGCAAGAUCUUGUAUCGGCUCAUACAAAAUCGCGUUUCCCAGCCACGAAUUUGGUAUCAGACGAAUCAGGCCCUUACCAGGUCACCGGUAUACGGCUCUCCAAAGACGCUACUCAGUAAUAUAUCCCCGCUACGUAAAAUUGCACCUAAAUCACGCCGCAGUAACAAGAAGCAAGCUUUACCCAUAGAUAAAGAGGGCGAUUUAGAUGCGCCCGACAUUUUGGGGUAG